Molecule: messenger RNA, 1260 nt
Organism: Trichoderma asperellum CBS 433.97
Lineage: Eukaryota; Fungi; Ascomycota; Sordariomycetes; Hypocreales; Hypocreaceae
Source: RefSeq, a predicted model, not a curated record
CUCGGGUAUUAUUAUUAUUCUUCUUGUUGUUUCCUAUUCUGAUUCAUCCCUACCUACUAUACCUACUCUUCCAAAGGACCACUGCUGUUCUGCUUUGUUCUGUUCUCAGCGACGAGCAAGUUCUAACUACAUAAGCCCUCGCUCAUCCAUUUCCACAAAAACCUUGUGGGUGCUGUUUCUGGGCGUGUACGAAAGAAAAAACGGCGAGUGGCGCCCACAGUCCUUAGUCUGGCUCAGGACGGCGAAGAGGUCCAGCCGCGUCAACAGGCUCAAUGGCUCUGGACAUUGAAAAUUGGGGGCCCAAGGGUCGAAACGGAGAGGUUUUCAGCCAUGGUGGCCACCAAAGCAAGCGCGGAGCGUUGGUGGCGCAUCGCCAAGCUGAGUAUAGAACACGGAAGCCUGAUGUACCUGCCAGGUAUAGGUGAAACGCAUCGAGUCCUAGUUUACAUGCUACUCGCCUUGUUCCUCGCAAAUACGAGUAUAAGACACGCAGCUGCUUGCCAGUUUUGGCUUUGUUUGGACGCUGACUUGACCCAUGAGGCGGCUAGUGUCUUCUCUUGCUUUUGCUUUGACCACUGCGAGGCUCCAUGCACUCCGCAAGACCGCAAAGAUGAGUUCGUCGGGCUCCGGCCGCGAGGCAUCAGCUGUCAGGAAACAAUGAAAUACUUGUCGAGUACCACGGUUGUCCGUCUUCAUCGCGGAACAUGCGGCAAGCACGCACCGUUUCCAAUCACGCAACCCUACUGUCUCUCUCAGUGCCAAAAGAAGGCAUCUCCACAAAGCAGCCGGAAACAACCAAGCAUCACGGGCCCUGCCAGCCUGCUGAGGCUCAUCUACACUGGCUCAGACCGAACUGCCAUAAAAGACACUGUCCCCAUACCGUGCCACGAUCCAUCGCCUGUUAAAAGCCCGUGAUCUUUCGCCCUAGAGACUAAGCACUCAGAAGCUUUCUAGCGGACUGUCCGACGGCGUGUCACUAGCUGCCAAAGUCGACUCCAUUCAGAGGGCUCGCCUCUGUCUAGUGCAUCUGUCCAUGUGGCGAUUUGGAUAGUGCACGUAUUGGGACGCUCCGGCAUCUCCCUGUUUGCGGCUCUGACUGGCUGCGAGAGGAGGCACUUGUCAGUGGACCUUGUACCCGCGUAGCAACAUUUGGAAGCUGAAAGAAAGAGAAAAGCCAAAGAGCACAGUUUGAAUAAAGACAGGGUCCGGAACCGGUAAAGCCCAUUCUGGCCUGGAUCCGAUUAUGCAGGCCACGAGCGG